GAUUGAUUCAACUGUCUCGCCAACAAUCGUCACAAUUGCAUCUACAAACACCAACACGUGCACCACCAUCACCAGUAUUGCUACCACCGUCACCACGAUCAUUACCGCUUCCCCAAGGAUUUGAUGCUGCACCGAUACAAUCACCGAGAACGCCGAAUACCGCUCGACGACCACCAACACCACGAUUUCCACGUUUAUCACAAUCCAUCGCUCGUUUGGAAGGACUGAGACGUGAGCGAGACUUGCAGCGGCGUGAACGAGAGCUGGAGCAAGAGCAAGAGCGUCAGCGGCAGCUUCAACAGGAGCGGGAGCGUGAAAUUGCCCGUGGUCGCCCCCUUUGUGCCAUUUGCAAGGAAGACUUAUUGUCAAGAUCACCAAUGAUUCUUCCUUGCAAUCACGUCUACUGCACCGACUGUAUCCAAGAGAUGCUCGAGCACCAACCAUCGUGUCCCGUUUGUCGUACAGGUGUUCCAUCAGUCGAGUGGUGCGACCCAAUCUAUUUCCCAUAA
Sitodiplosis mosellana (orange wheat blossom midge) is the source of this 509-nucleotide messenger RNA. RefSeq lists its product as uncharacterized. The transcript has a single exon. NCBI's taxonomy places the organism in Eukaryota, Metazoa, Arthropoda, Insecta, Diptera, Cecidomyiidae. The record is from RefSeq and is a predicted model, not a curated record. The annotation marks the transcript as partial.